This is a messenger RNA of Carassius carassius (crucian carp), 1367 nucleotides long. RefSeq names its product v-mos Moloney murine sarcoma viral oncogene homolog (gene mos). The coding region runs from base 208 to 1197 and encodes 329 amino acids. Gene Ontology annotation, biological process: protein phosphorylation. The transcript has a single exon. Gene Ontology annotation, molecular function: protein kinase activity; ATP binding. NCBI's taxonomy places the organism in Eukaryota, Metazoa, Chordata, Actinopteri, Cypriniformes, Cyprinidae. The record is from RefSeq and is a predicted model, not a curated record.
UUUAAAAGGUAGCCCUAUGCAUAUAUCGCCUACACAUCAAGUUCCCACAUAGUUUCAUGGAAUAAACAAAUUAAAUCACUUGAGAUUUUCGCUCGGCUCGUGAAGGUCAUAUGACAGACGUGCAUAAAACGAUCACGUGAAUUCUACCACGCGAAGCAGAGACCCAAAUUUGGAGUUCAGCACUUGGGUCCACGGUUACCAUGCACUAUGCCGUCACCAAUCCCCAUCACCCGACUGCUUCCAAAGGAUUUUGGGCUGGAGUUUGGCGCGUGCAGCAGCCCAAUAUCCAAAACAGCGAGUGGAUCUACGCUGCGCGUGCCAACAAACGCGUUUCACGGUAAAAUCGCGCACAGGCUUUGGUCUUCCGUGAUCCACUGGCGAGAGCUGAAGGCUGUGGAGCCCAUCGGCAGCGGUGGAUUCGGUACGGUGUUCAAAGGCACAUACUUUGACGAGACUGUUGCUGUUAAGAAAGUGAGAUGUGUGAAAAACAAACUGGCCUCGAGGCAAAGUUUCUGGGCGGAACUCAAUGCGGCGCACCUGCACCAUCAAAGCAUCGUGCGCGUGAUCGCAGCCACCACGUGCACUCCUGCACACCUCAGCACCAAAGACAACAUCGGAACGAUUGUUAUGGAGUUCGCCGGCGCCCUAAACCUACAGCAGCUCAUUUACGGGCUCGCGGACCCGUUGCCUAUGGACAAAUGCGUGAGAUAUUCAAUGGACAUCGCGCGUGCGCUCCAGCAUUUGCACGCGCACGGCAUAGUGCACUUAGAUGUAAAACCUGCCAAUGUUUUGGUAUCAGAACAGGGGGUUUGUAAACUGGCAGAUUUUGGGUGCUCUUUCAAACUAUCCAGUAAAGGCGACACCGUGACGCACCUGAGUGAAAUCGGUGGCACGUUCACGCACCGCGCGCCCGAGCUGCUGAAGGGAGAGGAGGUUUCUCCGCGCGCAGACGUUUACUCGUUCGGCAUCACGAUGUGGCAGCUCCUCACCCGAGAGCCGCCGUAUGAGGGCGACAGACAGUGUAUCCUGUACGCCGUCGUGGCUUAUAAUCUGCGCCCUUGCAUCACUAGGGAUGUUUUUAUCCAGUCUUCUCUUGGACAGAAGUGUCAAAAACUGAUCAGUCUGUGUUGGGACGGCGACCCCAGCAUCCGACCCACCGCGGAUCAGCUCCUUCACGAACUCUCCGUUCUGUUGUGAAUUUGCAACACAUGGACCUCCCAGACUCACAAAAUACCUUCAUUUUGAAAUGUUUUUCUUAUUUUUAUUGUAAUGUUUUGUAAGUUAAAUUUCGUAACCUUUUUAUUGUUAAGCAAAAAUAUUUUAAAUAUCAAAAGAUCUUUAAUUAAAUGUUUUUUUUUCUGUUUAAA